Anguilla rostrata (American eel) is the source of this 2302-nucleotide messenger RNA. RefSeq names its product Kruppel like factor 2a (gene klf2a). Gene Ontology annotation, biological process: regulation of transcription by RNA polymerase II. The record is from RefSeq and is a predicted model, not a curated record. Gene Ontology annotation, molecular function: RNA polymerase II cis-regulatory region sequence-specific DNA binding; DNA-binding transcription factor activity, RNA polymerase II-specific. NCBI's taxonomy places the organism in Eukaryota, Metazoa, Chordata, Actinopteri, Anguilliformes, Anguillidae. The transcript has 3 exons. Bases 337 to 1509 code for a protein of 390 amino acids.
AAGCGAGAGCACAGAGAACUGCAUUAAGAAGCCCUUUAUAUACCAGGGCUAAAUUUAGGGACGAGUGGUGGUAUCCUGGACGUAUUUCCUCCGCUUCUACAAUUGGUCAAGCCUUUCAGCUACAAUAUUUAUAAGGUUGGAUCUCCUACCAAUCAAACUUGCACAUGACUUUGAAACACUAGAAGAGAAACAUAAGAGAAGAGAACCCUUAGCUUUACUACUUGAGAGUUUCUCGCUAGGAGUAAGGAGGUCUCGACGUACGCCGAAUAUACAAUUAUAUUUGAAAAGAUCAGAACAGUUUUAACGAAAGGAGAUAAUCAUUUGCCCUGACAACGUAUGGAAAUGGCCUUAAGCGGGACCAUUUUACCAUCGAUUUCUACGUUCGCGAACCAAAAUGAGAAAAGUUGGGAACACAGGUGGAAAAACGAAAUGGACAAGUCCGUGCAUUCCAGCUGCUCCGUGCUUGAUAACUGCUCCGGCAGAAAGGACGACGAGGAUCUCGGCAAUUAUCUAGAUCUGGAGUUUAUUCUUGCUAACACCACCGGCUCGGAAAUCCUUACAGCGCACGGAAUAGAGUACAGGUCUUCGGAGCAAAGCAACAUGUACCAGUCGACUAUGCCCCCGACUACGUAUUCGGUGCCCGAACAGAACAAUCCACCUCCGCCGUACAGCACCAGUCUCAUGGCAGAGCUGCUGAGAGCAGAACUUGACAACGGUUACUGCAUGUCCAGCAACAACAUCCAGGGGAGAUUCCACGUGAGCUCUUCGGCUUUCACAAGUCAGGACUUUGUAGACAGCGUCAAAGUCGAAUCACCCAUGGACAGUUAUGGACCAGUAAUGGGCAUGGUUCCUCAGAGUUGCCCAAAAAUCAAACAGGAGGGCAACGUUUCCUGCAUGAUGUCUUUCGAGCAGCCAAGGCUUGCGAAUUCCCCGCAGGCAGCGGGGAACAUGACACCGCCGCUCAGCCCAGACGACCUCAUGAGUUCCGACUGCCAGUCUCAGAUGUGUCGCUCCAUGGCGUUCCCGCAGAAUUAUCACUCCGCCGCGGGAUUCCCCCAUCCUCACCCACCUCCGCCCUCUCAGAUGCAGCUCCCCUACCAGAGCGCGCACCAGUUUGGUUUAUACGAAGAUGGACUUGGUAUGCAGCCUACGACACAGAGAGUACUGCUCACACCACCGUCUUCUCCGCUCGAGAUGCUGGACAACAAGCCGAAGAGAGGUCGCCGGUCCUGGCCAAGGAAGCGGACGGCUACGCACACCUGCACUUUCGCGGGAUGCGGCAAAACAUACACGAAGAGUUCGCACUUAAAAGCGCACCACCGUACGCACACGGGUGAGAAGCCUUACCAUUGCAGCUGGGAAGGUUGUGGUUGGAAGUUCGCAAGGUCCGACGAAUUGACCCGCCACUUCCGCAAGCACACUGGUCAUCGUCCAUUCCAGUGCCACCUGUGCGAGCGCGCCUUCUCCAGGUCUGACCACCUGGCUCUUCAUAUGAAGCGACACAUGUGAGGACACACAUACGACUAUGGACUAUGCAACCAAAACAAAAAGAAAAUCUCGGAAGAUGUUUUCUUAAAUAUAUUAUUGUUAUUAUUGCUUCUAUUUAAAUGUUUUUUUAAAGCAGGUAAAGACAAAAAAUACGAUUUUACUUGAUACUUUUAUAUAUCAAUAUUUUUAAAAUAACGUAGCUGGUACUACUUUGGUUUUGACAAAGAUAUUUUGUAAAAGGCUUCUGAAUAGCAUUACAGAGUGUUUGUUUUGGGGAAAACACAGCAACUGCCAGGCUGGCCCUCACGCAUAUGACGCAACUGGAACAAGACAUUAAACAUCUAAUGAGCAUUGCUUAAAAUGAUGUAUUUUAUUUUUCACAAUAGUGCCUUUCUAAUCCACACGUAUCUUAUGAAUGCCAUAUUGUCUAUGGGCUAAAAAUUGACAGGUUUAUAUUUGGUAAAAUUGUAAACAGCACAUGAGUUUAAGCUUUAAAGACAAUGUUUUGUACUUAAAACUGCCUUUCUGCCCAAAGAGGCAUGGAUUGAAUGUUCAGCAUAUGUUUUUAUGUAUUGAAUAUGAUAUGAAGUCAGGGUCAGGUGAAUCUGAAAUAGGUUUUGCCAUACAAAAACAGUGUCUUAAAGGUGAAUAUACAAAACUGUUUUAGCUAGUUCCAAGUUACACUAUUGAUACAGGGCUAGAUGUCUUGUGUAUUGAAACUGUUUUGAAACCAAAAAUUAUAUUAUGACGUGUACAUAUGUUGUAUAAUGUAAAUAUGUAUUUUAAUGUACAUAUUAAACUAAAUUGAAUGAUA